AUGGUAGUCUUCAAGUUGCGCAGGGGUACCACUUUGGGGGCAACUGUAUUAUAUUUUUUCUUACUUAGCUCCGCAACGCAAGUGGCCACUGUUGCCUUGGAGCGACGUGACCCGACGGAUGCGGACACAACACCUUAUUGCGAUCCGAAAGUCGUAGGCAACCCUGACGUGACAGCCCAUGAUUGUAACGUCGCCUUUUACAACCUAGGGUUCCAAGGCGAUAACAAAGUCGUGCGGAGUGACAAAAGUUGGCUGACUUCUGUUUUUGGGACAUGCCGAGUACUUCUGCAAUGCCCUUCGGCAGCCCAAGCCUCUGCAGGACGCAUGCUGACAAACAAUAAUCAAGGUGGCGGAUUCCUUAAAAUACAAGAGGUUUGCUCCAGCAAGGGAUUGACUGGGCAAAUUAAUAUUGAAGGGGCUUGUGUGGUUAGAACAACCUCAUCAAAUAACAAUGUUUGA
Puccinia triticina is the source of this 459-nucleotide messenger RNA. RefSeq lists its product as uncharacterized. The coding region runs from base 1 to 459 and encodes 152 amino acids. The transcript has 5 exons. NCBI's taxonomy places the organism in Eukaryota, Fungi, Basidiomycota, Pucciniomycetes, Pucciniales, Pucciniaceae. The record is from RefSeq and is a predicted model, not a curated record.